This is a messenger RNA of Leptopilina heterotoma, 372 nucleotides long. RefSeq names its product cellular nucleic acid-binding protein homolog. Gene Ontology annotation, molecular function: zinc ion binding; nucleic acid binding. The transcript has a single exon. Lineage: Eukaryota; Metazoa; Arthropoda; Insecta; Hymenoptera; Figitidae. The record is from RefSeq and is a predicted model, not a curated record. The coding region runs from base 1 to 372 and encodes 123 amino acids.
AUGUCAGCGUCCGUGAACCCUUCUCAGACGUCAGCAAGGCCUUGGACUUCAAGUCAAAGGAAUGCUACUACUUCAGGGAAGAGUGAUAGAUCAGCAAUGGCAAAAAAAAUGUCAUCUUUAGGAAGUUGUAAUAUUUGUAAAAUAGUGGGUCAUCGAUCUAACGAGUGUCCGCUAAGAGUGUGUUAUAACUGCAACCAACAAGGUCAUUAUGCCGCAGAAUGUAAAGAAAAGACUAAAAAAGCGACAAACGAAGCUUGUCAGGUUAGUGGAACCAAGGGGACAGUGUUUUCACGUUGUCCCAACUGUGUUAAAGUAAGAGAGAUGUUGAGAAACGAGAAAGGGGGGGAUAGUGGCUUUAUCCUCCCCAACUGA